CUCUAACCGCUGCCUGUCUUUGGAGACACUAACUUUUCACCUUGUUACUCCUCGGAUAUCUUCCUAGUUUUUCCAGUAAACAAAUGGCCCGUCCGUUUUUACCGUUUACUAGACGUUUGGGGUUAGAUAAGGCUGUUAAUUUAAAAAGCAGAUUUGUCUAAAUUGCGGCGCAACUUCAAAGAGAUCGAAGGCGAAGUUGUAGCCAAGAUAAAGGAAUCCCAGACCGACCCUGCUUGCUCCUACUAACGGUCAAAGUCACGAUGUCAGUGAGCAACCACGAAAACCGAAAGUCACGCUCCAGCUCCGGCUCGAUGAACAUCCAGCUCUUCCACAAGACGUCACACGCCGACAGCCUGUUGACGCAGCUGAACCUGCUACGCAAGCGAAGAGUCUUCACCGACGUCGUGUUAAAAGCUGGAAACCGCUCCUUCCCGUGCCACCGCGCCGUCCUGGCCUCCUGCAGUCGCUACUUUGAGGCCAUGUUCAGCGGUGGCCUCAGGGAGAGUCGGGAUGCUGACGUCAACUUCCAUGAUUCCCUCCACCCUGAGGUACUGGAGCUCCUGCUCGACUACGCCUAUUCGGCUCGGGUCAUCAUCAAUGAGGAGAACGCAGAGUCCCUGCUUGAAGCUGGGGACAUGCUUCAGUUCCACGACAUCCGUGACGCAGCGGCCGAAUUCCUAGAAAAGAACCUCCAUCCUUCUAAUUGUCUCGGGAUGAUGCUGCUGUCAGACGCGCACCAAUGUCAGAGGCUGUACGAGCUGUCAUGGAGGAUGUGUUUGGCCAACUUUGCUACCCUCUUCAAAACAGAGGACUUUCUUAGCCUGCCAAAAGAUAAAGUCCAGGAACUGAUCCUCAGCGAAGAACUAGAGGUGGAAGACGAGAGUCUGGUGUACGAUGCUGUCAUAGACUGGGUGAAGGCAGAUAUGGAGCAGCGGCACAGCGAGUUGCCCGAUCUGCUGCGCUGCGUGCGCUUAGCUCUGCUGCCGGAGUCCUACCUGCUGAAGAACGUCGCCUCGGAGGAGCUGGUCAUGUGCCACAAGGUGGGGCGGGAGAUCGUAGAAGACGCAGUACGGUGCAAGAUGAGGAUUCUCCAGAAUGAUGGCAUUGUAACAGGGUUCUGUGCGCGCCCCAGAAAAGUCAGCCAGGCCUUGCUGCUUCUUGGGGGACAGACUUUCAUGUGUGAUAAAGUCUACAUGAUUGACAAUAAGACCAAGGAGAUCACACCCAAAACGGAUAUCCCAAGUCCCAGGAAAGAGUGCAGUGCUUGUGCCAUUGGUUGUAAGGUUUAUGUUACCGGAGGCCGUGGCUCUGAAAAUGGAGCCUCCAAAGAUGUCUGGGUGUAUGACACAUUGCAUGACGAGUGGUCUAAAGCGGCGCCGAUGCUGGUAGCCAGAUUUGGGCAUGGCUCUGCAGAGCUUGACCACAUGCUGUACGUGGUGGGGGGGCACACGUCUCUGGCGGGAUCGUUUCCUGCGUCUCCGUCUGUGUCUCUGAAACAAGUUGAACAGUAUGACCCGCAGAACAACAAAUGGACCCUAGUGGCCCCGCUGAGGGAAGGUGUGAGCAACGCCGCCGUUGUCGGCGCCAAAAACAAACUCUUUGCUUUUGGAGGGACCAGCGUAAACAGAGACAAAUACCCCAAGGUGCAGUGCUUUGACCCCUGCCAGAACCGGUGGUCGGUGCCGGCAGCUUGCCCACAGCUGUGGCGGUACACGGCGGCGGCUGUCGUCGGCAACCAUGUCGUCGUAAUUGGAGGCGACACAGAGUUCUCCGCAAGCUCUGCGUACCGUUUCAACAGCGAGACGUAUCAGUGGACAAAGUUUGGUGAUGUCACAGCCAAGCGAAUCAGCUGCCAUGCCGUGGCAUCGGGGAACAGGCUGUAUGUGGUUGGAGGCUACUUUGGGGCUCAGAGGUGUAAGACGUUAGACUGUUACGACCCGUCAUCAGACUCCUGGGACAGCGUGACCAGCGUGCCGUACUCUCUCAUUCCUACUGCCUUCGUCAGCACGUGGAAGUACCUGCCCUCUUAGACCCGCAGUCUCUACAAGGUUCCUGGAUGAGCUGUGAUGUCUGGUAUGCAGGCAUAUGUCUCUCUGCUGGCUCCACGGAGGAGGAAGAAGAAGGGGUUUAUGUUGUAUCGUUGGGGCUCCGUCCUCUCUGAUGAGUCUGCGGAGGAGCAAAGGCCUGGAAGCAGCCCAGAGACUGAAAGUCUGGUCCCACCCAUCCUCAGCCCCCACCACCUGAUCUGUUUACUCGGACUGUGUAACUUUCUCAUGGAAGCAGCCUGCAGUUUAAGCGGGAGUUGUUGCCAUGCUUACUGCAGGGGGGCCUCGCAGUCAUCUCUGCUUCUUCUCUCUCCUCCUGGAACAAAUAAGCUACUGUGACCGGAUCAGACCUGUACUGGUCCUUUUUCCAGUUUUAUUCCCUUUUCGCCUGACGCGUUUACUCAGGUGUAUUAUUUUCCUGCUCGCAGGCUGAAUUAGACGUGUGAUCAGCCAGCUGUGCGGCAAAGGAAGCAAGUUGUUUGUGAAGCUGUAUUAUUUUGUGCACAGAAAUAUUCUUCCUGUCUGUAUUUUUAGCCUUUGGACUCGGGCUUCCCUCAAUUUUGGUGAGCUAAAUUUGUACUCUGCUCCGCAACUGAAAAAAGUAACGAGCUUGCGGGGAGAGAAUGCUGAAGGAGAUACUCAUCAGUUUUUGUUUUGUUUUUUUGUCUCAGGGUUUUUUUUUUUGUUUUUGUGCUUGUUCAAAGAAGGGUUAUGUCUUUCUCUAUUGUCCUUUUUUUAUGUACUUGUUACAAAUUUUAAACUUUUUUUGGCCCUUACAUUGGUUAUACAGAAAAUAUACCCAUUUGUCUUACCUAAGUGGUACUUUGGAUUAAAUUAAGUGUUUUCUUACUAGUUGGCUCUGUAGUUCUUUUUUAAAAUAUGUUAUGUACAUAAUUGAAUAUUAUUAACAGAGGUCCUUUGUGUGUUUGGUUUUUACUUUAGCUUUGUAAUAUGUAGAGACUUUUUUUUUUUUUUUAUUUGCACAAAGAAAACUCUGUGGUCUUAAUUUUGUAUCUUGGUCUUAACCCAGCUCUGGUAGUGUGAGUAAUUGAAGCCUUUUUGUAGCAAAUAUUCUCAUCUCUUUCCACAUUCUUUAUUCACACUCAGUGCAAGUCGCAAAUAUAUCAAACUAUUUGUCUGUUGUACUAAUUUACUACUUAUACAGCCUUGUACUAGUUCUGCAACUGAGAACCUGUCAAUAAACCUGAUUUUGCU
Messenger RNA from Cyprinodon variegatus (sheepshead minnow), 3260 nucleotides. RefSeq names its product ectoderm-neural cortex protein 1-like (gene enc3). Lineage: Eukaryota; Metazoa; Chordata; Actinopteri; Cyprinodontiformes; Cyprinodontidae. Gene Ontology annotation, molecular function: protein binding. The transcript is spliced from 4 exons. The record is from RefSeq and is a predicted model, not a curated record. The coding region runs from base 261 to 2030 and encodes 589 amino acids.